AUGGCGUGCCCAUUUAUUCAUAAUCCAGUUUAUGAGGGAGCGAGGCUCAUUCGUAGAGCUUUAAGGCAACAGGUUCCACAAUUACUUCGGCCCAGGAUAGAUCCGUUGCAUUUUGCGGAUGAUUAUUUAUACGAGCGCUAUAGAUUUAGUAGACACAGUAUUGCAUAUUUGUGUCAGUUAUUGGAACCUUACAUUUCUAAAAACACACGUCGCUCUAAAGCCCUUACGGUUGCACAGUCUUUGUGUAUCGCUUUGCGCUAUUUUGCCAGUGGUUCAUUUCUGUACAGUGUGGGGGAUGCUGAACAUUUAAGAAAAGCUACAGUGUGCCGUGAAAUCAGGAAGGUUUGCGUUGCAUUAAAGUCCUUUUUAAAUAUAUUCAUUACCUUUCCUGGCCACCGAGGAAUUCUUGCCAUUAAGGAAACUUUCUUUGGAAUUAAUGACUUUCCUAACGUCAUUGGAGCCAUUGACUGUACACACGUGAGGAUAAAGGCUCCAGCAGGUCCAACAGAGCCUGAUUACAUAAACCGCAAAUCAUAUUACAGUAUUAAUGUACAGAUGGUAUGCACUGCUGAACAUCUAAUUUCAAACAUUGUGGCAAAAUGGCCAGGAUCAGUACAUGAUGCCAGAAUU
Polypterus senegalus (gray bichir) is the source of this 630-nucleotide messenger RNA. Its product is annotated as putative nuclease HARBI1. The record is from RefSeq and is a predicted model, not a curated record. The transcript has 3 exons. Lineage: Eukaryota; Metazoa; Chordata; Cladistia; Polypteriformes; Polypteridae. The annotation marks the transcript as partial.